AGUGAAGUGGAGGUGGGGGGCGGGUUUGAGGCCUUGGCUCGGGCGGCAUCAGGGAGAGAGGCAUCAGCAUCAGCAGCAGGGACCGCAUCAGCAGCAGGGACAGCAUCAGUAGCAGCCGCAGCCGCCAUGUCGUGCAGCCGCUCGCACACGGAGAGCCGGGCCAUCCCCACGAGGAGGGUGCUGCUGAGCGACGCCUCGCAACUACCUCACGACUACUGCACCACGCCCGGCGGGACCUUCUUCUCCACCACGCCUGGGGGCACCCGCAUCAUCUACGACCGCAAGUUUCUGAUGGAGUGCCGCAACUCGCCGCUGGCGCGCACGCCGCCGCCGCUGCUGCCGCACAUCCCCGGCGUGACCAACCCCCGGAAGAGCUCCCCCACCGCCGCGGCCAACGCCGCGGCCAACGCCGCGGCCGUCGCCGCGGCCGCCUCGCCCAACACGGGCGGGCAGCAGGCGGCCACUCCGACCGCAUCGCCCACCAAGGCGGUGGCGGAGAACAAGGCGGAGAACAACGUGGCCAACCACACCGACAAGCCAGGGGAGGAUGCUCAAUUCGAGAUGGACAUCUAAAUGGAUGUCUAAAUGAAGAUCCCAGCUGUUCCACUCUACAGUUUCCACCGUGCUCAUCUGGCUUGCACCCCAUUUCAGUCGCCCCCGUGCAGGGCGAACCGAUGUUUUGUGUUCUAAGAAAAAAAAAAUCAUGAAAAGUUGGCAUUAAAACGGACACGUUAUUAUAGUACUUUAGAAAGCAUGCUACUACUCCUGCGCUUAUAUUGUUGCCUUAAGGUAAUCAUGUCUGCUGUCUUUUUUUAACUUAGUUUAUUCAACGGAGCAGACUAUUAAAGUCUACUUUUUAAUUUGAACCCAAAGUUUAAAGACAACUUGGCUUCAAAAGGAAAUGUGGCCAUGGUGCCGUGUCGGUUCUGGCGUGUAACGGUGCCAUCGUAAGUUUGGACUUGGAUUAAUUUUUUUGUUCUAAAAAAUGUGUCGCUCAAUCAUGGCAAUUUUUUUUAUUGUUAUACAAAACGACCUCCAUGGAAAUGGACUUGGCGAAAUGUACGAUUGCGAAACUUUUCCGUAGUUGAUAUGAGCGUGUGUCCUUGGCUAACGUCCGUGCGGAGUCUCUCGCGUGCUCGCUUUAACCAUUUCCUAUCAAAAGCAUGACGAUCGACUCGCAAACAAACUAAAGCCGGAACGAUUCUUUAUCGAAGUUUUUAAAAGGAGUGCAUUUCAGAAACGAACUCCCCUUUUUGAAGGCGUUAACUUGACGGUAAAUAUUUUUUUUGGUCGCCAAGUCCCAAGAUUUAGUACACCUGAGGCGUGACUUGGGGGUGGAGCUGUUCUCUUGCAAGCUCCUCGCAUCGCAGUAGCCGUCGUGCGGUGGGGAGGAGGAGGAUUCUGUGCCUCGUUGAGACUCCCAGCCCGGCAGUCCGGCAUCUUCCACAAAGCCUUUCUGAAAGGUCAGUUACUGUGCCUCGAUGCAGGACUCCCUUUGGAACGUCCUUGUUUUGCAUUUGGUUCCUGCACUCGUUCCGCCUUGAUUUAAGCCCUGCAGGAACGAGCCUCUCUUUCCCCCCCUCCCCCCCCCGUGUCUUUGCAAUGAUCGGCGGCGUGGAAUUGAGGACAUUUGAAGCCACCUGCCUCCCAACCAGCAUGGAGAAGUGCGCGCGAGCGUGCGCGCUCACAGAAGUUUAUAUCGAUAUUGUGGAUUUUUUUUACAGUUCAGUCAUUUAAUGUCAUUGCAAAUGGAGGUGCUAAAUGAUUUGUAUUUUUUUUAUCUCGAAACCCCAGAACUUGGCUCUUACCGAGAGGUGCCGCGUGCCUUCACGCCCAAUGCAAAUUAAAACAAACAAAAAUCGUGGCGCAUUAAGGCAACACGGGCUCGCGAAAUCUUUGGUUGAACUAAAUCCAACCCAGGUCAGGUGCCAUUGACGCGAGUUAAAUUUAAUUACCUGGUCAUAUUUCUCAGCCUCUUGUGACCAGUGGCCAAUGGGGGACUAAUCCUGUACUCUGUGCCAUCUUGGCCGCAGGGUAUCGUGGAUUCUCCCGUUACUUGCGGCGUGAAUAUUUUUAAACGGAGGUUUCAUUUCUGUCCACGCGCAUCUGCGAAGUUGCAUGCUCGCGAAUGGCGAGUGGACGGGCCUCGCCGUCCUGCCGGUGGCAGUGGUGGCGGCGUCGAGACGCCCCCCCCCCCCCCCCCCCCCCCCCCGGGGACCCCUCUGCGUCAGGUGAGUCCGCCGGCCUCUCCCGCGUUGUGUUCCUCCCGAGCGCCGGGCGGGGGGGGGGGGAGGGGGGUCCUCGUGCGGUGCGUUGCCAAACCAUCCGCGGGACGGCGUGCUGCGCUGUGCCCCGACCUACGUAGAUGAGUUGCAUGGAGGAAACCAAAAACCGUCGUCUUUGCCAAGUCGACGGCGGCGCUGGCGACCUUGACCUUUGCCACUCCGACGGGAAGGGCGGUGGGUCUGCCGCACAGGUCGAAGGGCACGUGGUGUGCGGCGGUGGCUCGUGCCCCUCGCCACGAUGAGGAGGGGUUGCUGUCGUGCAAAAUGCACUCCCUUACAUUUUUUUUGGAAGCAGCAAUUUUUUUCUUGACUAUUAAAAAGUUAAUGACUUUUUUUAAAAAAGCGGUGCGUGCCAAAACGGCCCGGAAGGGUUGCGAGUCUGCGUGGAAUUUCUCAAGAUUCGGAACGCGUGCACCUGCAGCUUGCUGUAUGGGGGGGGGGGAAAAAGUGUUGGCUCUCUUCGGCUUAAACCGCAGCGACGCUCCCCGCUCCUCCCCUCGGUUCUUGGCUUUUGUUUUGGACUUCUCUCCGGAAAGGGAUGAGAUGAGGGCGAGGGACAGAUUUAUUUUUGUUCCGUGGAGCCCGUAGGGGUGGGGUGGGGGGAGUGUGUGGGUGGCAACAAAGGCCCUUGUUCAUACUGUGAUUGUGUUUGACGACCAGCCGGAGUCGCGUGCGAGAAGUUGAAAUUGUGCUUGCGUUGAGAUGAAUGGGAUGUGUACAGUUCACAUUUCUGAAAUUAAAGGUUACAACAAAAAGGUGAACGGCAGCA
Petromyzon marinus (sea lamprey) is the source of this 3054-nucleotide messenger RNA. Its product is annotated as eukaryotic translation initiation factor 4E-binding protein 1-like. Gene Ontology annotation, biological process: negative regulation of translational initiation. NCBI's taxonomy places the organism in Eukaryota, Metazoa, Chordata, Hyperoartia, Petromyzontiformes, Petromyzontidae. Gene Ontology annotation, molecular function: eukaryotic initiation factor 4E binding. The record is from RefSeq and is a predicted model, not a curated record. Gene Ontology annotation, cellular component: cytoplasm.